AUGAAACGAAAGCAUAAAUCAUUAUCUAUGGUUGAAAAGGUGGAGUUACUCAAGAAAUUAGGAAAAGGAAUGUCCGUAAAGAGUUUGUGUGAGUACUAUGGCAUAGGAUCGUCCACGGUAUAUGAUUUAAAGAAGCAAAGGAAGAUUUUAAAGUUUUUUGCUGAACAUGAAAGCCGGAAUAGCUUAAUAGCUCGGAAAACCCUGGAAGGUGCCAGGAGCUCAGAAUUAGACAGUGCACUCAUAAAGUGGUUUAAGCUAAGACGUAGUGAAGGUCUACUAAGCAUUUCUGGUGAGAUGCUUAUGGAGCAAGCAAGAAUUUUCCAUAAGGAGCUGAACCUAACAUAUCAAUGCGAAUAUUCGCAAGGUUGGUUACAGAAAUUUAAAUGUAGAUAUGGCAUUUCGCUUCAUAAAGUAAGUGGUGAAAAACGUAAUGCCGACACGGAAGCUGCAGCAAAUUUUGUGGAUGAAUUUGCAAAGAUAGUGGCAACAGAAAAGUUACUCCCAGAGCAAGUGUACAAUGCAGACGAAACUGCUCUGUCCUGGUAUCGUAUGCCACGCAAAACUCUUGCUCAAGAUAUUGAAGCAGCUCCAGUUGGAGGUAAGGAUUGCAAAGAUAGGGUAUAA
Macrobrachium nipponense is the source of this 624-nucleotide messenger RNA. RefSeq names its product jerky protein-like. Lineage: Eukaryota; Metazoa; Arthropoda; Malacostraca; Decapoda; Palaemonidae. Bases 1 to 624 code for a protein of 207 amino acids. The transcript has a single exon. Gene Ontology annotation, cellular component: nucleus. Gene Ontology annotation, molecular function: DNA binding. The record is from RefSeq and is a predicted model, not a curated record.